Prorocentrum cordatum is the source of this 2586-nucleotide messenger RNA. Lineage: Eukaryota; Dinophyceae; Prorocentrales; Prorocentraceae. The record is from the annotation of a GenBank genome assembly.
GGACGUUCGGCGCCGCAUCCGCGCGGAGCGAGUGACUCCGGGAAGAUCCCCAGAACGAGCACCUCGGAGGUCCUCGGAGGGCCUCGGAGGCCUCUGGAGGUCCAGGAUGCCCUCCUCACCGCCGCCAGAGACUUCGUUCCUCGAUCCUCCAGCGGAGGACGGGGAUGGUAGCAUCCGCGUUGGCCUCGUCCGCCGCGCAUCGCCGCUCCGGCUUGCCGCUCCCUGCUGCCAUUUUGGCUCGAGGCGCCCUCAAUCGAGGCCUCUGAUUUCUUGCCACUUGCGCCGUCCGACGGCUCACCGAACCUCAACAACUCUUUCUCUUGAACGAACUCUCGUUUGGCGGUCGCGCGGACCCAUGUAUCGCGCCAGCAUCCCCGGCGCGGGGGCAAUUCAGACCGGGCUCCAGGGUGCCGACGGUGGGAAGCAGGCGUCUGUGGACAACAGCAGCUUCUCGACCCCAAGUGCGAUUUCCAGGACGUGGUUUACCUAUUCGCAGAUAAGUGUGAAGUCUCAAUCGGGUUACUGCCUCGACGGCGAUGGUGGCUGGCCGUACAGUGGGAUGGAUUUGCACAAUUGGUAUUGUCCUCAUACAAAUGACAGGUGGACACUGCGGAGCGAUGAUUUACUCGAAGAUCUCAAUCGCGGCUAUUGCCUGAACAAUGAAGGAGAAGGGCAGGUAGCCCUCAUCCGCCCGUGCGCUUCAUCCAGCGCUUGGUGCACAGUGCCAAUCGCAUCCGAUCCGUCGUGGUUCCUUCUGCAAGUCAAGGGCACUAACCUGUGCCUGCAGACGGGCAGUCACGUAAAUUUUUGGUACAGGGUGGAGGUGUGCGAUGACAGUAGUAACUUUUUCAAGUUCCAGAAAUACGGCGGUGGAUCGCAGGCAUCCUGUAGCGCUCCGACGCCCGACCCGACGCCUUCGCCGACGCCCAGCCCGACCUCCAGUCCGACCUCCAGUCCGACCUCCAGUCCGACCUCCAGUCCGACCUCCAAUCCGACCUCCAGUCCGACCUCGUCCCCGACGCUCAACCCGACGCCUUCGCCGACUGAGGCGCCAACGCCGGCGCCAACGUCGGCGGCGACUCCGCCGACCUCGGCGACGGCCACUGGCGAUCCGCACCUGCAAAACAUCCACGGUGAACGGUUCGACCUGAUGACGCCGGGUAAGGUUACAUUGGUCAACAUCCCACGUGGUAGGCGCGUGGAGGACGCGCUGCUUGCGGUAGAAGCAGACGCGCGUCGCCAUGGUGGAUCUUGUGCCGACACGUAUUUCCAGGAAGUGAACAUCACAGGGGUAUGGGCGGACAAGUUGAAGGCCGGGGGUUUCACCUUCAACGCCGAAGGCGUUCAGAGCCACGAGGUGCCGAAAUGGACAAAUUUCGGGCCGCUGGAGGUCAAAGUCGUCCUCGGGCGCACGGAGACGCGGAUUCAGUACUUGAACGUCUUCGUCAAACACCUUGGGCAUGCCGGCUUUGCCGUCGGAGGGCUACUGGGAGAAGAUGACCAUACAGAUGCAGCGAGGAUCCCAGCGGAAUGCCGCACCACGAUUUCGCUGCUUAAGCCGUCCGGGACCAGCGUGCAGGUUGACGAGCCGGUCUCGGUCGCGAUCGCCAGCUGAGCCGACCUCCCGUCUUCCAUUCUUUCCCCUUCCCUCCUCCCUUUCGUCGUCUGCACCACUCCCGCUGCUCGUAUGUUUGCCCUGACCUCGCCCCCCCUUCUCGUGAUCCUCACGCCGGGGGCGCGGCCGUUUCUUCCUUCUGACUCUUUUGACGUGGAGGAAGCUGGGGCGGAGGCCUUCCUCGAGGACUUCGGCGGCCACUCGGUCCCCGGGCCAGCUCUGCCCCGCUGGACCUGGCAGCGCACUUCUGAGAAGGCCCGCAGCCUUCGGCCCACUGUGGCCCCUUUGUCCCGUGAUCGUCAGAAAAAAACGGCUCGAGGUGGGGGCCCUGUCUCUCCGACGUGGGCCUGCCGCGUGACCCUCGGCAGACGACCUGUCCUGUGUUCCUCAGAGAACGACUCGAGGUGGGAGCCCUGCCUCUCCGACGUCGGAUCCUUGUCUCGCGCCGGCGGCCGGCCGCGGCUUCGACCCCUGCCCCGGGGGAGAAGCUCCCUCCCGAGUUCUACGGCUGUCCCUUGUGGCCCCGGGGCCGGGGGGCGGCCUCCAGGCGUGCCGAGAGCGACGCGCAAACGGCCGUCCCGAGGUUUUUUUGUGGUUGCCUCUCGGCCACGCGCAGGGGGGGGAUGUACAUAGGGGGAGGGGGGAGGGCUCCUCAGAAGCACUCUGGCUUCCGAGAGGGGGCGCGGGCCGGCGCCUCCGCCGAGAAGCCAGCCGGCGCCCUCUCUAAGAGGCAGCCUGCUUCCAGGAAGCCGUUCCCCCCACGCCCUCUACACCCCCUCGUGCGCGCCGCCGGGCCUCGCCCGGAGAGGCCGGCCUCGUGGCGGGCGCGGGAGGCCCCGGCGGAGCUCUCCUCCCUCUCACGUUCUGGGGGGGCGAGCGGUGCCCCCUCGCCGCCGCCGCGGAACCGCAGUUGCGCCUCGGCGCGCCUUCCGUGUCCUCAGAUCCAGGCGCUGCGCAGUUUUGAUCACGGC